GUGUGGAAACGGUGAACCUGAGCCGCUGCUGCCGGAGGCAGAUUUGGUAGGCGGAGUAGAGGGAGAAGACGGGGGUUGACGGUGAGGUGAGGAGGGCAUCUAGGUCGUUGCUGCCAGGUGGCACAAACUUCUUCACGAUGUGGCUGAAGCCCGAGGAAGUGCUUCUGAAAAAUGCGCUGAAGCUGUGGCUGAUGGAAAGGUCCAACGACUACUUCGUGCUGCAGCGGCGUCGGGGCUACGGGGAGGAAGGAGGAGGGGGACUCACAGGGCUUCUGGUUGGGACUCUUGAUUCAGUCUUGGAUUCGACUGCUAAAGUAGCUCCAUUUCGUAUCCUACACCAGACACCAGAUUCUCAAGUCUACUUGUCAAUUGCAUGUGGAGCCAACAGAGAAGAAAUAACAAAGCAUUGGGAUUGGUUGGAACAAAAUAUCAUGAAGACCUUAUCUGUAUUUGAUUCAAAUGAAGAUAUUACUAAUUUUGUACAAGGAAAGAUAAGAGGAUUAAUUGCUGAAGAGGGAAAACAGUCUUUUGCAAAAGAAGAUGAUCCUGAGAAAUUUCGAGAAGCCCUAUUGAAGUUUGAAAUGUGUUUUGGUUUGCCAGAGCAGGAGAAGUUAGUGACCUAUUACUCAUGCAGUUAUUGGAAAGGACGAGUUCCUUGUCAGGGAUGGCUCUAUCUUAGCACCAACUUCCUGAGCUUCUAUUCUUUUUUGUUGGGAUCAGAAAUAAAACUCAUUAUCUCCUGGGAUGCAGUUUCAAAACUUGAGAAGACUUCAAAUGUCCUGCUGACAGAGAGUAUUCAUGUGUGUUCCCAAGGGGAAAAUCACUAUUUUUCAAUGUUUUUACAUAUUAACCAAACAUACCUUCUUAUGGAACAGCUAGCAAACUAUGCCAUAAGGAGACUUUUUGAUAAGGAAACAUUUGAUAAUGACCCAAUCCUUGAUGAUCCUCUACAAAUCACCAAAAGAGGCCUAGAAAAUCGAGCCCACAGUGAGCAGUUUAAUGCCUUUUUUAGGCUGCCCAAAGAAGAGACUUUGAAAGAAGUACAUGAAUGUUUCUUAUGGGUACCAUUCAGCCACUUUAAUACACAUGGAAAAAUGUGCAUCUCAGACAACUAUAUCUGCUUUGCUAGCCAGGAUGGCAGUCUAUGUAGUGUAAUCAUUCCAUUACGAGAGGUCUUAAUUAUAGAUAAGACAGAUGAUUCCAGCAAGUCUGUUGUCAUUAGCAUCAAAGGAAAAACAGCUUUUCGCUUCAGUGAAGUUAAAGACUUUGAGCAACUUGUGGCAAAACUCAAGCUCAAGUGUGGCACAACUUCAACUCAAUAUCAUGAUACUAGCACAGAGGUUGCUGUUAGUGCUGAUUCUACAGUCCCACCUGAUCAUUUUGAGGUGCAAUCUUUGACAAGUCAAAAAGAAUGUAGUAAAACUGUGAACACUGAAGCCUUAAUGACUGUAUUUCACCCACAGAAUUUGGAAACUCUUGAUUCUAAAAUGUUGAAAGAAAAGAUGAAGGAACAGUCUUGGAACAUCCUGUUUGCAGAAUGUGGGCGUGGCGUUAGCAUGUUUCGGACCAAAAAGACUCGAGAUCUAGUUAUAAGAGGAAUUCCAGAGACCUUAAGAGGAGAGCUGUGGAUGGUUUUUUCAGGUGCUGUUAAUGACAUGGCUACUAAUCCUGGUUAUUAUGCUGAAGUGGUUGAGCAGUCCUUAGGGACCUGCAACUUGGCUACUGAAGAAAUUGAACGUGAUUUGCGUCGCUCCCUGCCUGAGCAUCCAGCAUUUCAGAGUGACACUGGCAUAUCUGCUCUAAGGCGGGUACUCACUGCUUACGCAUAUAGGAAUCCCAAAAUUGGAUACUGCCAGGCUAUGAACAUUUUGACUUCAGUGUUACUUCUGUAUGCAAAAGAAGAAGAAGCUUUUUGGCUUCUGGUUGCUGUAUGUGAACGAAUGUUGCCUGAUUAUUUCAAUCGUCGAAUCAUUGGUGCCUUGGUAGAUCAAGCAGUCUUUGAAGAACUCAUCAGGGACCACCUUCCUCAACUGACAGAACACAUGAACGAUAUGGCAUUCUUUUCCUCAGUUUCUCUUUCAUGGUUCCUCACACUUUUUAUUAGUGUUCUGCCUAUUGAAAGUGCAGUAAAUGUGGUGGACUGUUUCUUCUAUGAUGGAAUAAAGGCCAUUUUACAACUGGGAUUGGCAAUCCUUGACUAUAAUUUAGACAGACUACUGGCAUGCAAAGAUGAUGCUGAAGCCGUGACAGCUUUAAACAGGUUCUUUGACAGUGUCACUAAUAAGGAUAGCCCAUUGCCUUCAAGUGUUCAGCAGGGUUCCAAUGUGACUGAUGAGAAAAGCAGUCAAACUAGAGUGGAUAUUACAGAUUUGAUUAGAGAGUCCAAUGAGAAAUAUGGUAAUGUUCGUUAUGAAGAUAUACAUAGCAUGCGCUGUCGAAACAGACUGUAUGUAAUUCAGACCCUGGAGGAAACAACAAAGCAGAAUGUAUUGCGUGUUGUGUCACAAGAUGUGAAGUUGAGCCUUCAUGAAUUGGAUGAACUUUAUGUCAUCUUUAAGAAAGAACUGUUUUUAUCUUGUUAUUGGCGUUUGAGUUGUCCAGCAUUGAAGCACCAUGACCCCAGUCUGCCAUAUUUGGAGCAGUAUCAGAUUGACUGCCAGCAAUUCAGAGUAUUGUAUCACUUGUUGAGUCCUUGGGCUCAUUCUGCAAACAGAGACUCGCUGGCGUUAUGGACAUUCAGAUUGUUGGAUGAAAACUCUGACUGCCUUAUAAACUUCAAAGAAUUCUCCUCUGUCAUUGACAUAAUGUACAAUGGAAGUUUUACUGAGAAGCUUAAGCUGCUUUUUAAGCUGCACAUUCCUCCAGCUUAUACUGAAGUAGAAUCGAAGGACUCUUCAAAAGGAGAUGAACUUUCCAAGGAAGAAUUACUUUAUUUCAGUCAGCUCCAUGUUUCCAAGCCUACAAGUGAGAAGGAAGCAGAAUCAGCAAAAAAGAGCCCUGAAAAAGGCAAAGGAAAAAUUGAUAUUCAAGCCUAUCUAACUCAAUGGCAAGAUGAGCUUUUCAAAAAAGAAGAAAACAUUAAGGAUUUACCACGAAUGAAUCAGUCGCAGUUUAUUCAGUUUUCAAAGACCCUCUAUAACUUGUUUCAUGAGGACCCUGAAGAAGAGUCAUUAUAUCAAGCCAUUGCUGUCGUAACCAGCCUUUUGCUCAGGAUGGAAGAAGUUGGCAGGAAACUACAUAGCCCUACGUCACCGGCCAAAGGAAUCUCUGGCACAGUCUGUGCUUCUGCAGGCCCCAGUGAGGGGAAUCCGGAGAGCCGCCUAGAGAAAGAUCCCUCCUCUCUUAAGGAGGAACCUCAGUGGUCAUUUGCAUUUGAACAGAUUCUUGCAUCUCUCUUGAAUGAACCAGCCUUGGUGAGGUUUUUUGAGAAGCCCGUAGAUGUAAAAGCCAAGAUAGAAAGUGCAAAAUCUUCUCAGUUAAAGCGUAGAACCAAGAUGUAAAUCUCUUAACAAUAAUUGCCUAUCAUAGACAAGUUUACCAAGAUUCCUAUAGCAUGACAGCUUGAUUCCAGGGAGUAGGGCUCAGGGAUUUAUCUUGCUAACAGUGUAUUUGAAGGCAAAAAAAAAAAAAAAGCAAGAUAUUUCAGAAUCAAGAUGAUUCAUUACAAUUCUUACAUUUCACAAGAUACGCAUUAUCAGAGGAAUAUACUAAAUGUUACCACUAGAGGGCACCACUAUAUCAUGUUUAGUAAGGAAAUUACUGGCUUGUGCUGCUGUUUACAUAUGAAUUACUAAUGAUUUUGAGAAAAUGAAGUUGUGUUUGAGUAUUAAUGAUGUAGAUAUGUCAUAUUGAUAGCUACUUUCCUGAAUUGCCUCAGUCCUCUUUGAGUACUUUAGAAAGCUGAACCCAUAGAUCUAUAGCCUUAAUUACCAUUUGGGGCCCUCAUGCCUCAAGUUAUUUAACUGAAGUGGCACUAAUUUUUAAAGUUAAUCUCAUGCAGUCUAGUAAUAAAUAUCAUUUUAGUAACUUCUUCAGUCUCCUUACCUGCACAGUUCAGAAGCUACUGACUCACACUACUAACUCUGUUACUGAUAAAAACAAAUCAAGAGUUCUAAACUUGGGGCUGACAUAAAGAAAACAAUAUUACCAAAAAAUACUAUUUGUUCUUUAAAUAAUACCAUUCUCAAGUGGUGCAGAACCUUGACGGAAUAUUAUAUUUGUACUUAAGCUGUAUAAAGCCAGCCUUUUGAGAAUGGUUAAUGAACAGUUCAAUUAGACUGAGAAAUUACUAGAAAUCUUUUAGAGUGCAGCUGUUUGUGGCAUUUGUGUCAGAGUUGCUUGUGACUGCUUUGAUUCUAGCUUGAGAUUUUGGAUUUUCAUGUUUUAAUUUACAUGUAUAGUAAUUUACAUUUAUAGUAAAUAGUUGUGCUAAGACUGAAUUAUAGUGUUAGUCUGACAAGCAUGUAGUACAUACUUAUAUGUGAUGAUUGCCAAGGUAAUGAAUGAGUAGAACCUUAAAAAGUUGUGACUAUCUGAAUGAGAUGUGCAAUUUCCCUAUACUUUAUGCUGCUUAUAUUUCAGUCAUUUCAAUGACAGUCCAUUUAGAGAUAAUGGACUUUAUUAGCACUUUUGAAAACUGUAAAAGAAGCAAACUACGUUUAUCCACUUGUCUGUGCUCUUUCUGACAAGAGCAAUAUAUUAAUUCACUUAAGAAGUUGGAGCAGGAAGCCUCCACUGGGGCUUCUUUCUUCACAAGACUUUGAUUUGAAGCCCUGGGACUUUUCUAGCUGUGAAACAAUGAAAGGGCAGAUCUCCUUUAUAGUGACCUAACAAGUCUCCUCUUCUGGCAAGGACUUAGGAUAGUCAACCUUUGGCAAGAGGUUGCCACCGUGAACAAGGCCCAACACAGAGGGCUUUGUCAACAUAGAAUACAUCAUUUUCCUAGAAGUUCGAGAAAUUUCAAGUUGAGCCUUUGAAAACAUCAUACAUUGGGCUUGGCCACACACGUUCUAGUAGUGUCUUUAAAAUGAUUUGAUCAGCAUUGUCUUUUUUUAAGAAAAUCACCACUUAAAGAGAUAGUUGGUAAAUAAGCAUCUGUAUCUUUUCUUGAAAUGUGUCCACAUUUUAAAGCGUAUUUAAUGGUUUAUAUGAAAACUAUCAUACAUCUGCUAUUAUACAGCAAUUGUUAAAUUAUAUAUAUUAGCCCUAGAAAGACACAUAGCCCAUGCUUAUACAAAGACACUAUUAUAUACAGUUUGUUAAAUAUUUUGUCGAUUGUAUUUACAAAAAAAGAUACUUUCUCAAGAGCAUAUAUUAAUAUUUGAUAUAAAUUUAAAGUCAGAAUAGUGAAGAGUACUGAAUAUUGUAUUUUAGCCUAGAUUAAUUAAAAUUAAAUACUGACAGGUUUUAGAGUGGCAAAACGAUUUAAAAUGCAAGCUUAAAAAGACAUUUAUUUUUGGAGUCAACAGGAGACUCAAGAUGAACACAUUAUAGUUUUAUAGUUUCAGUCUUGUUCAACAAAUGGGUUAUUCUUAAUAUUAAAGAUAUGUAUGUGUCAAACUGAACUAGUGCAUUAUGCCCUAUACAUUAAAUUUGUGUUUUAAGGUGGUUUUACUUGCCUUUAUAAAAAUAAAUAUUAUAAAUC
Messenger RNA from Lepus europaeus (European hare), 5644 nucleotides. RefSeq names its product TBC1 domain family member 8B (gene TBC1D8B). The coding region runs from base 138 to 3500 and encodes 1120 amino acids. Gene Ontology annotation, molecular function: calcium ion binding. The transcript has 21 exons. The record is from RefSeq and is a predicted model, not a curated record. Lineage: Eukaryota; Metazoa; Chordata; Mammalia; Lagomorpha; Leporidae.